UUGUUAAUGUUUCACUGACUUUCGGCAAACUGGGUUCAUGGUUUUUUUGGACCCAUCACAGUUGCCAGCAAACUGCCCGACUGUAUAGUAUCCGCAAAAGGAGAAACUGGGUUUAUGGUUUUUGAGUCGGCAAACUGGUUUUCGGCAAAGUAGGCCUAGACUCGGCCGGCAAUCUGGCAUUCGGCAAAACUGAGUUUCAAAAAUCUGGCCUAGGCCUAAAUCCUAAGGACCUGAUCAUAGUUCAUCCUAAAUCGUUCAAUUAACAAAUAUCAAUGUGGAUGUGAUCUUUGGACCCAUCACGUUGCCAGCAAACUGACCGACUGUAUAGAAUCCGCAAAGGGAAAUAGAAUUGUUUCUGAGGAAAGCAUCCAAAUUGUAUCAAGUUUUAUAGGACACAAUGUCUGAACCGUCUAUCAGAACCACCCAGAGUUCGCAUACCGGUGCAACUGUCACGAACACAGAAUACAGCAACCAGACGAGUUUAGGAUGCGAUACAGUUUAUCUUACAUCAAUACAAGGUCUUCUAAAGGUAUCCCAAAUGACAUUUUCGUUCAUCGCGUUCAUGUGUGUCACGUGCGCUCCUGGUUGGCAUAUAUCUCAUUGGUCUGCCUACCAAUUCUUCCAGUUUGUCUCCAUGACUUGUCUUGUGCUGACUUCUUUUCAGUUGUUCCUAAUUUGUACCAAACUUAUUUUUAGAAUUCCACUUCCAUGGAAUCCUAUGGAUGUGGUGUACCAUGCAUUUGCUGUAGGAUUUUAUUUCUUAGGUUCAUGUUUAGUUGCAGCCUGGGCAAUCAAUAGCUCUUUGGGUGCCGGGGCGGCAUUUGGAUUCUUCGCAUUUUUGGCAUAUGGCGGAGGAUUGUACUAUGCUAUUAUGGAUUACAGAAGGUCACUAGAGCUACGUGGAGGGAACCCACCCAACACCAUUUCAACAACGAUAUCAACAACAACUACAGUCGCUGGUCCUAGUAAGACGGUCAUCGAAACACCUCCGAUGCAACCAGAGUACUAACAGCUGACUUGUUGUCAACCAGCAAGGAUAUACUUAUGGUUUACUAAAAUGCACAAAAAUAGGGACUUUAGUGUGACGAUGCACAUUUAUGACCUCGUUCCUUUAUAUUUCGCUCCCGUAUGGCAGGCCCGUCUCGUUAUAUUUCUAUGUCAUGUUCGGCAAAAAGAAAGUAGGCCUAUAACUUGUAAUAUAUUUUUAAACGGGAGAUUUUUAAGUGAUCAACAGACUGAUCUUUUUUUUGCCAUAUUCUAUUAAUUUUUUAACAUGUGAUAAUGAAUUCAGGCAGAGAUUAAAGUCAGGCUUCGGAGGAAAACAAAUUUUUUAUAUGUUGUAGCACUGAUUUUUCUAAGACAGAAAAAUGGUUGUCUGACGAAAAACUGGGGAGCGGUGAAUGAGAUACAGAAUUUUGAAUUUUUAAAAACUGGAGGAAAGGCCCUUUUUUACACCUUUUUCAGUACCACACCUUUAACGGUCUUGACGCUUGUUCAUCUUCCCUCUACGCUGGCAUUUUUUGCCUGUUUUGUAUUUUGUUUAUCAUCGUUUGUCUGUAAGUUUUCCAGCGAUGAAACUUAAUAUAGGCCUAUAAACCAAAAUAAAAAUAAUAUUCAUAUACAGUACCACAAGCAGGUAACCAGAGGGUUUUGAAAUCAAAUCCCGGUUGGCAGAAAAUGUCCAGUAGCGUUGGCUUUUAGUGGUGGACUUGAGAUCAGAACACAGCUCUAGACCCUAGUCUUAAACAUACUAUUUACUGUAUUAAAACAAUUACUUUUUUAAGGUAAAAUCGAUAUUGAAAAUUAAUUAUGUGGAUAUGCUAAUAUGACUAAUGACAAAUGUUUAUAAUUAUAAGCCUAUUAAAUCUAACUAUAGUGUACAGCUGUGAGUUUUUUUUAAAUUAAGUUUCCUCUCUGCAAGGUACGGUAAUCAUUCUUUGUUUUUGUAUUUUUCCCAUGAUACCAAUUCAAAUAAGUGUUUAUAAUAAUAAAUCGUUAAUGAAACAGA
Anneissia japonica is the source of this 2008-nucleotide messenger RNA. Its product is annotated as CKLF-like MARVEL transmembrane domain-containing protein 4. The record is from RefSeq and is a predicted model, not a curated record. The transcript is spliced from 6 exons. The coding region runs from base 398 to 1009 and encodes 203 amino acids. NCBI's taxonomy places the organism in Eukaryota, Metazoa, Echinodermata, Crinoidea, Comatulida, Comatulidae. Gene Ontology annotation, cellular component: membrane.